Neomonachus schauinslandi (Hawaiian monk seal) is the source of this 6562-nucleotide messenger RNA. It is a transcript of the gene C8H6orf89, whose product is annotated as chromosome 8 C6orf89 homolog. The coding region runs from base 121 to 1188 and encodes 355 amino acids. The transcript has 8 exons. Gene Ontology annotation, cellular component: nucleolus; Golgi membrane. The record is from RefSeq and is a predicted model, not a curated record. Lineage: Eukaryota; Metazoa; Chordata; Mammalia; Carnivora; Phocidae.
UGGCGUGGGAGUUGCUUCCGGGUUGCGCGCCCGGAAGCAGGAAGUUGUCGGCUUACCCUCCUCGCCCGGCGGCUGCUGUCCCCGAGGCGGGAGGAGCCCGAGAGGGCGCGCGGGCCCCGCAUGGAUUUUGUAUUGGAAGACAUGGAUCUAGCUGCCAAUGAGCUCAGCAUUUAUGACAAACUUUCAGAGACUGUUGAUUUGGUGAGACAAACGGGCCAUCAAUGUGGCAUGUCAGAGAAGGCAAUUGAAAAGUUUAUCCGACAGCUGCUGGAAAAGAAUGAACCUCAGAGGGGGCCACCCCAGUACCCUCUCCUGAUAGCUAUGUAUAAGGUCCUUGUAACCCUGGGAUUAAUCUUGCUCACUGCCUACUUUGUGAUUCAACCUUUCAGCCCAUUACCACCUGAACCGGUGCUUUCUGGAGCUCACACCUGGCGCUCACUCAUCCAUCACAUCCGGCUGAUGUCCUUGCCCAUUACCAAGAAGUAUAUGCCAGAAAAUAAGGGAGUUCCUCUGCAUGGGGGUGAUGAAGACAGACCCUUUCCAGACUUUGACCCUUGGUGGACAAACAACUGUGAGCAGAAUGAGUCAGACCCCAUCCCUGCCAACUGCACUGGCUGUGCCCAGAAAUUACCCCUCAAGGUAAUGCUCCUGGAAGAUACCCCAAAGAAAUUUGAGAGACUCCAUCCUCUGGUGAUCAAGACGGGACAGCUCUUGUUGUCAGAGGAGCUUCAGCGUUUCCUGUGCCAGUACCCUGAGGUAACGGAAGGUUUCAGCGAAGCGUUUUUCAACAAGUGGUGGCGCUGCUUUCCCGAACGGUGGUUCCCAUUUCCUUAUCCGUGGAGAAGACCUCUAAACAGAGCACACAUUUUACGUGAGCUUUUUCCUGUUUUCACGUACCUGCCAUUUCCAAAAGAUGCCUCUUUAAAAAAGUGCUUCCUUCUUCAACCGGAACCUAUUAUGGGUAGUAAGAUGCAUAGGAUGCAUGACCUGUUUAUCGUUGGCAGCGGUGAGGCCGUGUUGCAGCUCAUCCCCCCCGCCCAGUGCCAAAGACACUGCCAGUCGCUGGCGACACCGCUAGAGCCAGGGGACAUUGGCUAUGCCAGCGCCGCCCACUGGAAGGUCUACGUGAUAGCCAGAGGGGUCCAGCCUUUGGUCGUCUGUGAUGGAACCACCCUCUCAGAACUAUAGGAAACAAGAACUGUACAGAGGAACAACUUAGAGAGCUGAAGACCAGACUGAAAGGGGAGAAAUAAAAACAAUGAACCGCUUCCCAAGGCUACCUAGUUACCUGCCCUCUGCAUGCGUGUAUGAGCCAGCCGUAUGCUGGAGGUCGUGGCCACAGCCUGGCCCUCCCAACUCUUCCAGCCUAUAGCUGCUUGGCCAGGACUUUGCCAGUACCUGCCUGUGAGAGACUGGGCUCUUCCAUCUUCCACACCUUUUGGAACCGCAGCCUCAAGGCUGCUCCUCAGGCAGGAAACGGGAUUGGUGCCUUCCCUUUCUCGCACAGCCUGAUCCCCUCUGCCGGCUCCCUGGCCACAGAGAGGGCAGCCGGCAAGUCCUGACGUCAGAGCCAUCCCUUACCAGGUGAGCCUGCUUGUCCUGUCUUCCUGGCCACACCAGCCUGUACUUCUGUGGAAAGCCGUGCCUGAUUAAAGAAGUCAUUGCAGUUUCCCCAGCAGAAUGGAAUCUAGAAGCCAGUGAAACAGGAUUAAAUAAUCUCAUUGCACUCGAGAAAGGCACUGCUUUCCCCAGUGUCCAUGACUCGGAGUCUCAGUGAUGCCAGGGUGGAGUCUGAUUGUAAUGGAAAUAGUAAUUUCUAAGGUAAUACUUCCCUCCGUUUGAUCAGGGUCUUAUGCCCCCCGCUCCCUUCCCUUCUCGCUUGCCUAUCUGGAUGGUUUCUCAGAAAUUGGACUCCCAGUCUCCCCCUCCCUGGCUAGUCCAGAGCCCUUUACUGCUGAGGCAGCACAGUUUCUGUCAACUGGGUUGCGUUUACCAAGUGUCUUCAGAGGGGAUGAGUUAGAGCGCUGGCCUGGGGAGAGGGUGCCUCCCCAGGUUUGAUCUUUAGGGUCCAGCUUUCUGCAGGGAAGAUGUUUUACAGCUGUGUCAAGCUGAUGUUGUAAUGUGGUUGGGGAAGGAACUCCAGACCCAACGUGUUUGCCAGCUGGGUGUGCGACUCUGGGAUCUUCUGUCUUAAAAUGAUUUCUCUCUUUGUACUAGGAAACAAGGUGAGGUAUUUUUAUUGUUCGUAAAAAUAUAAAGGUAUGUUCUUUCAGUUGGGUGAUUCCCUAUGCUCAUUGUUUUCUCCAAGUGCUUUUAAUAUGUAUUAAUCAAAUGGUAUAAAUAAGGAUACUUUUCUUCCUCUUUUUUCCUCCCCCUUUAUUCCUUUAUUGAGGCUGCUAGAUACCUGGCCUCUAGUCAUGCUGUCACCAAGCUGAAGAAAAAAACCCGACUGUGGCCCCUGGUUCUGAAUCUCAGAAAUCAGAUGAGUACAGGUGUCCAUGGCAGAGUGAAUGGACCAGAGGCAGGCAGUGGCGAGAGAAGGAGGUGUGACUCCUUGCAGGGUCCUUCCUCUGCGUCCUUGGAGGUGUCCUUGUACCUUAUCCCUGGGCCCUCCCUUAGCACAUCUCCCGAGCAGGAGCAGCCAUGGGGAUCAGCAAGGCACUGAAAGACUUGCUUUGUGAGCCUGUAAAGGACAAGAAUGGUUCACAGAGCUCAGGGUGGAAAUAAUCGGCCUCCAUGGACUUGAAUGAAAUUAGGAUAAACAGUACCUGAGGGAAUUUUUCCUUAAACAAGUCUGCGCCUUGUGUGGGUUAAUACAGGAAAAACAAAAUUUUUUGUACAUAUAAAAGUCAUGCUGCUGAGCAGUUAUGAUUUAAGAGGUUUUAUUUCAGAGGGAUCAUUUCAAGGCCAGCUUUGUGCAAGCUUUUCGAGCCUUUGCAGUGUCCUUACCCCUGCUGUGCAUGGAGAAGGAUUAUAUGUAAACAAGUUCCUUAGAGUUUUCUUCAGUUGGGCCCUUUGGGUUAACAAAAGAGGGUUUCUUAGAAGGAAAAGAAACUGUUUUGAUGAUUGAGAUUUCUGUUUUGUCUUUAUGAAUUACCCUGUGUUCCUUCCCCAUUUCACUCCUGCCCUUCUCACCUUAAAUGUUCAUAAAAUAUCCACUUCAGCUCAAAACUGAAAACUGAGAAACCCUUGGCAUGUGUUGCUGUUCUGAGGCAUCUCCUGGAAAGUCCCCUAAGCCCCUGAGCUGUCUACAAUGCAACAAAAAAAUGGUGUGGCCGCAAAGAAACAGAUUUCCGUGCAUUUCCUAAGCUUAAAAUCUAUCCUGUUCAGAAUUGAAGGUCAAUUUCUGUUAAGGGAGAAAUUUUCCAAAGAGUUUUCAGCUUUUAAUUACUGGAUACGUAGAAGUAAUUUGCCUUCUUCUGAAGGCAGUUCUGAUAAGCAGAACACAGGAAUGGCUUCCCUCAGGAAUGGCCUGGAUUGGCAGCCCGAGACUUUGUGUGAGGGUGCUGCUCACCCAGCUCUCAUGGGAGCAGCAGAAGCCCCUCCGCAUGACCCUGUGUGCAAAAGAGGGUCAUCAAGAUGAGGAGGAAGGGUUGGGGGGCAUGGUGGGACUACCUAACCAACCCCCCACCUCCACCACAAGAAGAACAAAAUGCUCACAAGUUUUCGAGUGUUUACGAAGAGGUGACAUGGUGGUGACCUCUACACGUGGGUUAGGUUCACUUUUCUUGUAGGCACCCAGAGUAGAGACUUGUAUCCCCAGCUCUCUCUGGGGAGAAAGGCUGCUUUGGCACCAGUUUGAAGCAUUUAUGUCCAGAUGCCCUGACGUCAGCAGGGGCCAAGUAUUGACAAGACAUUACACCUGUUCAGGCAGAACUUAUCCUCUCCCCACACUCAAUUUUCUUAGGGAAGGGAGGGAGUCAAAUAUUAUGGUUUAUGAACAUAGAAUCUAGGGUCGCCUGGCUGGCUCAAUCAGUGGAGCAUGCCACUCUUGAUCUCAGGGCUUGUAAGUGUGAGCCCCAUGUUGGGUGAAGAGAUUACAUAACAAUAAAAUCUUAAAAAAACAAAUACACAGAAUCUACUUAUUUUGUGAAGAACAAAACAGUUUAAGAAAUGGGCAGAUUUGGACUCAUUUUCUGAGGGAAAGAAUAGUAACAUUUGUCCAGUCCAUUCUAAGAGGGCCUCAAUCUCUGUGAUCUCCUUUAAUCGUUACUCAGUCCUGUCAAGUAGGUGUUAGAUCCUCAUUUUACAGGAAACAUUUUACAGGGCUUAGAACAGUUAACUGCAGGUCAGUAGGUAGUUGGUUUUGCAGCACAUUGUUUCCCUGCCUCAGCACAGUGUGGUGCCUGAGAGCGAGAGCGAAGCUGUGGGUUUAAUUGCCUGGGGCGUGUCUGCACUGGGUCAGGAGGACCUCGGGAGAGGGUCAGCAAGCCAGGAACUCUUCAGGGUUUGUUUCCAAGAUUGUUUUGGACAGAAAGGGAACAGGAGAGAAUCUAACCAGAUGACUUUUAUAAAAAUCUUUCACUUUCUCCCUCCCCAUUUGAAAGCUCUUUAAGAGUGAGCGUGGCUGGAACACAACUGUGUCCAGCCAUUUUCCCAUCACGCACGUUUCCAGAUGUGUGACCAGAAGAGGGACUCUGCCCAGUUCCAGUUGUGGCUCCCUUUAGAGUUUACCUCACUUGUUUGUCAGCUCUCCUUUUUCUCCCUUCUUCCCAAAUCCAGCAUAGACCUCUGUGUAGGAGCAAUUUGUUUUUUAAAAACUCUCAGUCUCCUUCGCUGCAGGUAAUGGCCUCACUCAUUUUAAUAUAGUCUGGGAUGAGAGUUUGCUCCUUAACCAGUGGCUUCCAUAAUGAACAUUCAAAACCCCAAAGCAAAUGUUCACUUCUUACCUAAUCCUUGCCCACAGGAGAAGGCCAAGUUGUAGGGGAAAGAGCCAGAGCUGUCUGGUUACAUGGAGAGAAGUGAUCAUGACUACCUCUUGAGAAUCAGUUCUUAAUCAGAGGGGUCCUUUAGGCUUUUGAGCUCUCCUAGUGAUGGAGGAGAAACUCCUGAGUUCACGAGUUCACACUCAUUAACUUACAGUGGUGACCCAUCACCCACUAAAAUUAGAAGAAGGAAAGCAAUGUGGGAUGUGCUUUAAAUGGUGUUUCUCCCCUUUUUUUAAAUUUAAAUUUUAGUUAACAUACAGUGCAAUAUUGGUUUAAAUGGCAUUUUAGAUUGAGAUUCUCUCUGUUCGGAGCUAUGCGUGUUGUACACAGCGCCAAUGGGUGUCUGGGCCAGGAGGCUGGAAGGUGCCAGUGCUUAUGGGGAUAGCCCUGUAGCUUGAAAUGGGAGCUGCAUGGGAGAAAUGGGAGGCUCUAGGAAUACGCUGUGUCGCCAUCAGCAUCUCCCUGGCCUCCUCAGCCCCAGCCUCCUGAUAUCUAGUGGCUUCUUCCACAAAAGCAUCUCCCAAGAAGACAGACAGGUGCUCCCCUGUUUGCACCACACCCAGGUCGGCCCACCCUUGGACACAGUAUGGUUUUAUGCACUGGCCUUUGUGAGAAACCGUCCAGCCAGCUUGUCUCUUGUCCAGGCCCCUUAGUGUCUGGUUUCCCUGCCCUGCAUAAUUUAAGCAUUAGAGCUAAAUACAUCUGUCAUUUUCCUCUCUCCGGAGACUGGGAAAUGUCCAGAGCUUUUCAGAAGAGUGGAGAGAAGAAAUGUUAUGUAACUCCUAGUGGAGGCCUGGAACCGUCCAGACAUGGUGGGGCUGGGGCUGACCCGCAGACCAUUUCCCCUCCACUUAGUGCGUCUGUCAGUCGGCAGCAUGGAUCCAAGCAUGAGCCCCAGCUGCAGGCACCUGAGCAGAGAAGGGAAACCAGUCUAGAGUUUCAAACAGAAACUGGGCAGUCAGGCCAUCAGCUGUGCCAAGCUUAGUUAACCUCAUUUCCUCACAACAGCUCUGUGGGGUAGGUGAGGUCAUCCUGUGAAGCUACUUUUACUCAAAGAUCAGCCGUGUCCCAGCCUCCAAAUUCCAGCUCCUCAGGACACUUUUGGCCCUUUCAGAAACAAACUCUCUCUUAUCCACAAGAAUUUGUGACAGGAUCAGACAGACACAUGGCAUUCCCAAGAACCCCUAGUCUCAUCAUGACUGGCAACUUCCCCCCCCCCAACUUGUUGCCAUAGUGUCCCCCUCAGAAACAUGUUGGCUGUGGUCUCUCUCCCUCCCUCCUUUGGAAGGGUCAGUAACAGACGCCUAGGCUGGGGGAGCAGACUGGAGGGGCAGAGCUAAGCCAGCAGCUAAUGCUCAGCCUCUUCCCCACCCUCGUCAGGGACAGGCGUUGGGACAGCUGCCGUGCAUCUUCAAGGGAACCAGGGAAGGUUCCAGUAGGCCGAGGGAGACCGACACCUGUCCCAACCACGCAUGCUCCAGAUGGUAUGUGCUGUUCUAAUACGUGUUCGGUGCAGAAUGUUGACGAUAACUUAAUGUACUGCAAACUUGUAAAGACUUCCGCCAUGUAAAGAAUGUAUGUAAAUGAAAGUUUUUACUUUUGCAAUUAAAAGUGUGUAUGAUGGUUGAUAAGAA